UCAACCUCAAUCCCCACCCCUUGAGUAAAUGUUCCCGGGGGUUCCCAGAGCGGAUAUUUGCCAGUUUGCUACCCUGCAGUAUCCACGGUCAACUUUCAAACGGUUUUCUGAGUGGUGCCUCGCGGUGUACGGCGAUGGGCUGCGGGUUCAGUCGCCGCGUGGUACCAAACAGUAGCGGCGACCCGGGUGCAGGAGGCGAGAUCGCCGGCUCCUUCGUCGGUGACGAAGUAGCGACGGCAGGGGCAAAUGCAGCCAAUGCGGUCAUAGGGGGGGCGACGAAAGAUUCGCCCCUGAGUUUCGUAGUGCCGAUCCGGGAUACGGAGGGGUCAAAAGAGGGCAGUAUAAUACGCCGGCAUCCGCCGGUGCGGCUGCGACGCCUCGAGGAAGAGCAGCAGCUCCACCGUCCGAAGCUGACCCUCGGAGCCCUGGAACGCCGGCAGGCCGAGGCCGAGGAAAGGCGUCGAAAGAUAUUGGACUCCAGGGUCCAGUCUGCGCAGCACUUUCAGCGCAAGGUGCUGCAAGGGACGGGGACAGUUACGGCGUCUACGUCUCCGUCUGAUGACUUGGAUCGGGACCGGGAUCGGGACCAGGAGAAGGUAGUCCAAGCCAUAGGAGAACGCAAGGAGGCGGAAAACGCGGAAGGCGAACACCAGGAAGAAUUGAAUCGACCUACGGUACCUGCAGGAGCUGAUUCUUCGUCGUCUUGACAACGGGCCGAUUCGUAGUGCUGUCUCGUUUAUAUCGUUGUCGAUAUACCUACCUUUAUACAUUACGUGUAUAUACAUAUCAGCGUCCGUGGAAGGGUAAUAAAGUUAUGUCCGGUCCUUGCUCGUGUGUGACGAAUACAUGCACAGAAUACACACCCGUUCGUAUAAAAUGACGAUCGGUUGAAUUUUUUUUUGUCGUGUAAACGAUUCCUCCUCAAUCUUUGUGUUUUUCUCGUUUAAGGUUAGGGUUGUAUGUUGUAUAUAACGCAAGUAUGCAAAACACGUGUCAUCGAUUUCACGCACGGUCAGAAUUGACCUUUUGCUAAUGUUCCGCCGAUAUUGAAAGUUUUUGCAUCGUAAUAAGAGGAUCAGUUGUACCUAAUGUGAAAACACCGAAAUCGAUUUUAACCGUGCCCGACGAUGACACGUGUGUUAAACGCAAUUUCAACCACUUUAAAUUUAUACCUCCAGGCCAAUUACACAAUGUAGUGAUGUAUGUACAUAGGUAUGUACUUAUUAUAUUUAACUCUAAAAUUCAACUGCAGUUAAAAUUAUUUUCAGUUUCAGUUGCAUUGGCAUAUCACGUUAUGAUAGUCGUCUUAUCGUUCUCUUGCGAAUGAAGAGCGCAACUUCUUAAUGAUGAGUAAUGUAUGUACAUACAUUAGCUGUAAACCACAUUAUCUGCAUGUAAACUAUAAGGGAAGCAUAACGUAAAAUCUCAUGUAAUUGGAGAUCAACAGUUGUUUCUAAACUUGUGAGUACCUUUUAUCCUGUAAAAUUGAUUGUAAAACGUAAACUCUACAUAGAUGUGUCGGCCAUUUUGAUUUGGGUUGAGGUGAGAUUUGCAGCGGUUGGUAUGACGCUAAACUCCUUGUUUGUUUUCUCUCUCUGUCUGUCUAUCUGCGAUCAUUUAAAGGAUGACCCUUAUACACUUUUAAAAUGGUGGUGUUAAAAUUGGCAAAAAUGAACGGAUGGCAUCACUGUGUAAAAUUUUUUUAUGCUCAAUUAGUAAAGUGAACAUCAGAUGCCGUUAGAUCCAUAAUAUCAGAUAGUGACGAAUCGCCACGAAAUUAUAUGUAUAGUCUAUGUAGAAGUCCUGCACACCAUAUUUUACUUUGCAGUGUACUCGUAUAACGAAUGAAAUUGGCACUGUGCUAUGAUAA
Neodiprion fabricii is the source of this 1870-nucleotide messenger RNA. RefSeq lists its product as uncharacterized. Lineage: Eukaryota; Metazoa; Arthropoda; Insecta; Hymenoptera; Diprionidae. The transcript has 3 exons. The coding region runs from base 135 to 707 and encodes 190 amino acids. The record is from RefSeq and is a predicted model, not a curated record.